Molecule: messenger RNA, 1299 nt
Organism: Camellia sinensis
Lineage: Eukaryota; Viridiplantae; Streptophyta; Magnoliopsida; Ericales; Theaceae
Source: RefSeq, a predicted model, not a curated record
AUGAGCAAUUUGAGUAAAGCCAUAUUAAAUGGAGAUUUUGAUGAAUCUUCAUCAUCUGAUGAUGAUAUCAUCAUGAUGCAACUAUUCACAGCGCAACAACAAAGAUUACAGAUCUUAAGUCUAAACCAACAAACCAGAUGUGUUGGUUCCACAAGUGGUCGUCGAUACAUUAAUCGUGAGAGGGUCAAAGGUGACGAACAAAUUUAUAGAGAUUAUUUUGCAGAUAAUCCUGUCUAUCCAAAAGAAUACUUCCGAAGACGUUUUCGAAUGAGGCGGUCAUUAUCAAUUGUUGCUACCUAUGAAGCCGUUUACUUAAGAUCUCCAAAUGAAGCAGAUGUCGCCAGAUUAUUGCAAGAGGGAGAGCAACGCGGGUUUUUUGAAAUGUUAGGGAGUUUGGAUUGUAUGCACUGGAGUUGGGAUAAAUGUCCAAGUGCCCAAGCCGGUGCUUACACUAGACACUAUCACAAACCAACAAUUGUACUCGACGCAGUUGCCUCCUAUGACUUGUGGAUUUGGUAUGCUUUCUUUGGCAUGCCUGGCUCUCUAAAUGAUAUUACUGUUCUUGACAGGUCGCCUUUAUUUGCUGAAUUAACUAGAGGACGUGUCCUUGCUGCCAACUACACCAUUAAUAAUCACGCAUACACCAUGGGGUAUUAUCUUGCGGAUGGUAUCUAUCUUCAUUGGGCAACGAUUGUGAAAACAAUAUCUCAACCUCAAGACGCAAAGAGACAACUAUUUGCGAGGAUGCAGGAGGCAUGUCGGAAAGAUGUCGAAAGGGCAUUUGGAAUGCUCCAAGCACGAUUUAAUAUUGUCAGCGUGCCAGCUAAAGGUUGGAGUGAUGAGGAUCUGUACUAUAUCAUGAAGACGUGCAUUAUUUUGCACAACGUGAUCAUUGAAGACGAGCGUGAUAUUCCAGAAAAUGAACGCAGUGCAGCACAGCUUGAGACUGAUACCAGUAAUUUGGGCUGUCAAGUGUCACGCGAUCCGAAUGAGGAGUAUGCUCAAUUUAUGUUGAAUCGGCAAAGGAUUAGAUCUAUUGAAGCCCAUAAUGUAAUUCGUAAUGAUCUAAUUGAACACUUGUGGUCCCGAGCUGGAGAAUUUCCUACCCAUCGGCCUUUUACCCCUCGUAGAGACACUGCCCUCACCAACAGUUGGAUUGUUACCAACACUUGGAUUGGUGUUAUCUUCAAGAGAAAUGCAAUUAUCCAUCGGGAAUCAGAGCUGAAUCAGGGGAAAAUGGUUAUGAAUUUGAUGAAUUUGCUGAAUAUUGAUGAAUUCUGGAAUAUUGAUGAAUAUUGA